AUGUAUCAUCUCGUCAAGUCUCUCUAUUUGCACGCCACGUCCAAGGAAGAGUACUCCAUCCUCCUGCUCGGGCUCGACAAUGCCGGCAAGACGACGCUCCUGGAGCAGAUCAAGAGCCUCUACAACGAAGAGCACCAGCCGAAUUUGAAGACAGUACCUACAGUGGGUCAAAAUGUCAGCUUGAUCGACCUUCCGGAGAUGUAUCUGAGGGUAUGGGAUGUCGGUGGUCAGCAUUCUUUGCGCGGGUUGUGGCAGUCGUACUACAGCAGCUGUCAUGCGAUUGUCUUUGUAAUCGACAGCUCGGACGUCGGCAACGCGGACAUCGAGCACCUGAGUAAGGAGAAUCGCAAAGAUGAAGACGAGGAAGGGAGACUGGAGGAAUGCCGGCUGGUGCUGGAGGACGUCCUGCAGAACGAACAGACGGAGGGAGUGCCAGUCUUGGUCCUUGCCAACAAGCAGGAUCGUGAGGACUGUGUAGAGGUUGUGAGGAUCAAGGAAGGGCUGGUAAGAAAGGUAUUCGAGGGUGAGAAAGGUCAGAACGUGCGAGACUCAAGAGUACUUCCAUUGAGUGCUCUUACCGGUACAGGCGUUAAGGAAGCUGUUGACUGGCUGAUUUCGAGAAUCAAGUGGAAUAAAGAAGGCCGACCGCCAGUCAUGAGGUGA
Messenger RNA from Ramularia collo-cygni, 663 nucleotides. Its product is annotated as probable ADP-ribosylation factor-like protein, member of the arf-sar family in the ras superfamily. Gene Ontology annotation, cellular component: Golgi apparatus. Gene Ontology annotation, molecular function: GTP binding; GTPase activity. Gene Ontology annotation, biological process: protein localization to organelle; intracellular protein transport; Golgi to plasma membrane protein transport. The coding region runs from base 1 to 663 and encodes 220 amino acids. The record is from RefSeq and is a predicted model, not a curated record. Lineage: Eukaryota; Fungi; Ascomycota; Dothideomycetes; Mycosphaerellales; Mycosphaerellaceae. The transcript has a single exon.